Molecule: messenger RNA, 1133 nt
Organism: Aedes albopictus (Asian tiger mosquito)
Lineage: Eukaryota; Metazoa; Arthropoda; Insecta; Diptera; Culicidae
Product: neuropilin-1-like
Exons: 4
Coding region: 351-1133 (260 amino acids)
Source: RefSeq, a predicted model, not a curated record
GCUCCUGGCGCGUAGCACUUCAACAAGCAGCAGGAGGACAUUGAAUUCGGGACAAAUUUCAAUCUAAUCAGGCCACUGCCGACUGUCGACCCAGGACUGCUUGACGGGUCCAUAGCAGCAUAGUAGGACGGGAAUGCCGUGGUGGUUCCGUGGAGGAGGAAAACGAGCUCGGAAGAAACCAUUCAACGGAAGUUGGAUGUAAGUGGGGGAAAACGAGUGGUAGUGGGGAAGAAGCCAAGUGAAGUGAGAGAGGUAGAAAGGAAAGAAUUAGACGUUUGAGCCGCCACACGCACGUGUGGAAGCUGGAGGGGUGCUGGCGGCGGGGGGCGAAAGGCAUCAACGGGAGAGACAUGAGUCUCCGAGGAUUUAUAGCAGUGCUUCUGGUCGGAAUCAACGUUAUUGCAGCCGGAACGUCAUUACUGUUGGGAUUGCUUGCGACAGGUGCUAGGCCGGUGUUAGGGACAACCAACGAUGGUCUGGCCAAUCAACUGCUGGAACAACAGCACCCUCAACCACAACCACCACCACCACCAUCAUCGCCACAAUCACAGCAGGCGUCGAUAGCGCCAGUGGAACUGCCGCAGCUAGGGCUGCUGCGAUCACUGCCGGUGGUCACCGAGCCCACUCCGAAUGCCGCAGCCAACAUCAUCAACCUGGACCGGGAUGGGGGCGUUAGUUUUAUUCCGCGGAAGGACUUCCGCCUACAGCAACGGGCAGUGCCGGCCGAGUACGCCGGGGCUUCGGCCAUGCCGCACUGCGAAUCGUUCACCAUGGGCAAUCCGGACCAGAAGAUGCUGUACAGUCCGGGUGCGCCCGGAAACUAUCCGAACAACAGCGACUGUGUCGUAGUGCUGGAGGCCCCGGUCGGGUCGCUGGUGCGGCUGGACUUUCGCGAUCAUUUCCAUAUCGAACCGUCGGAGGAGUGUAAAUAUGACUUUUUAGAGAUCCGCGACGGUGCCCACGGUUUCUCGACGCUACUUGGCAAGUACUGCGGUACGACCUACCCGCCGAUGAUCACCUCGAAGGAGCGCUUCCUCUGGCUGCGGUUUCACUCGGACGAGAACAUCGAGUACAGCGGUUUCGUCGUCGUCUACGAAUACGUGCCAAGGCCGACGUCAUAUUAUCAUUUUUGA